AUGUCCUACCGAGGGAAUCCUGGCGGCCAAUACUCCUCUCUUCCUAGCGGCCCUCGUGCUGGCGCGCGGCCUGGUUACGGCGCACCCCCACCCCAAUCAAUGCAAUAUAAUGCGCCUCCCAAUCAAUACAACGAUCCACCCUCAUCUUCGUUCGAGAAACGUGGCUAUGACGAGAAGCGAUCAAACGACCGACGUCCACCGCCGCCAUCUCAGUCCGUCGGGGGUGCCGAACGUUUCCAGGUGGAAGGAUCGACUUCGAACCCCCUUGCUUAUACCAAUCGUUUGGUUGUCCACCCUGCGGACUUUCAACAAGGCCAGCAUGUACUAGCUUAUGGAGAGAAAGGAGUCUACCCUGUCACCGUCGUACAUGAUAAUACCAACAAGCUGAAUCAAGGUAGCGUUGGAGCAAAUGUCAUGCAUAGGCAAUGGAUCGGUCUCGCCGUUCAAGGGGACGUUAUAAAGAUCGAGCCAUAUCCAGAACCCAGUUACCUUGAGUCCCUGGAUAUCGAAAUGGGAUUCUUGCGUAAAACAGAAAGCAACGAACAAUUUUCUGCGGACGACUUAGCUGCUGCUUUCCUCCGCUCGUUCAAUGGACUUGUUCUUUCCGUCGGCCAGCCUCUGAUCUUCGACUUUCGGGGACAGAAUUUGAAGGCAAUUGUCAAGGGUCUUUCAACUCUGGAGCUUGCUGAUCAACAGCAACGUGGCUCUAGAAGAGCAGAUCGCGGGCCUGACCCUCGCAGCUUUGGUGUCCUCAUGGACAAGACCGACAUUACUGUUAUGAAAGGCGCCGAGGCUAAUGGAAUCAUGAUCAAAUCGAGUGCAAAAAAAGCACCUCCCAAUGCCAUUCUUGCGCCGAACUUCAAAUUCGAGGACAUGGGCAUUGGUGGUCUGGACGCCGAGUUCAGUGAUAUCUUCCGUCGCGCUUUCGCCUCCCGCGUUUUCCCUCCUGGUUUAGUCGAAAAGUUGGGUAUCGAGCACGUCAAAGGUCUUCUCCUUCACGGCCCUCCUGGAACGGGAAAAACUUUGAUCGCUCGGCAAAUCGGGAAGAUGCUCAAUGCGCAUGAACCGAAAAUUGUCAAUGGACCCGAAAUCCUCAGCAAGUUCGUAGGUGCUUCGGAAGAGAAUAUUCGAAAGCUAUUCGAGGAUGCAGAGAAGGAGUACAAGGAGAAGGGCGAUGAAAGUGAACUGCACAUCAUUAUUUUCGACGAGUUAGAUGCUAUUUUCAAACAGCGUGGCUCGACCAACAACGGUACUGGAGUCGGCGACAGUGUUGUCAAUCAGCUUCUGUCUAAGAUGGAUGGUGUCGAUUCUCUCAACAACAUCCUCAUCAUCGGUAUGACGAAUCGGAAGGACAUGAUUGAUGAAGCUCUUUUGCGUCCUGGUCGUCUUGAGGUGCACAUGGAGAUUUCUUUGCCUGACGAAAAGGGUCGUUAUCAAAUCCUCAACAUCCAUACGACCAAGAUGCGAAAGAAUGGUGUUAUGGACUCUGAUGUCGACCUCGAGGAGCUGGCUACCAUGACAAAGAACUUUUCUGGCGCUGAGAUCAAUGGCUUGGUCAAGAGCGCAACCAGUUUUGCCUUCAACCGCCAUGUCAAGGUCGGAACGAUGGCGGGCAUCAGCGAGGACGUUGAUAACUUGAUGGUCAACCGCAGCGACUUUUUGCACGCGUUGGAGGAAGUCAAGCCUGCGUUCGGUGUAUCGGAAGAGGAGCUGGAAGCUGUCAUUCAGAACGGCAUCAUCCGUUUCGAUGGUGUUAUCGACGAACUCCUUCGGUCUGGAAGUCUCAUCGUCGAGCAAGUUCGAACAUCGAAACGAUCACCUGUCGUCAACGUUCUACUGCAUGGCCCGCCUGGUGCUGGAAAAACAGCACUCGCAGCUCAGAUUGCUCAGGCGUCGCAGUUCCCCUUCAUCAAGCUUAUUACCCCGGACAACAUGAUCGGCAUGGGCGAGGCCCAGAAGAUCUCAGCCAUCAACAAAGUGUUUAUGGACAGCUACAAGAGUCCGCUAAGCGUUGUUGUUGUCGACAAUAUCGAGCGACUCAUAGAAUGGUCUCCCAUGGGUGCAAGAUUUUCGAAUCCGGUUCUUCAGGCUCUGUUAGUGCUAAUAAGUCGCCGACCACCCAAGGACCGCCGCCUUCUUGUCAUUGCCACGACCUCCAACCGCGGUAUUCUUACCGACCUCGGGUUCCAGGACUUCAAUCAAGUCAUGCGCGUUCCUCCCAUCACGGCCCUUUCUGCGCUGGACUAUGUCCUCCGCGAAACUCGGCUCUUCCGAAGUAAAGACGAGCAUCGCGAGGCGAUCGCGAUGCUGCGUGACGCUGGGUUCGACAAGAAGCCAGACGAUCCGAAUGCGCGCCUGCAGAUCGGAGUCAAGAAGCUACUGGGCUUGAUAGAGAUGGCCAGACAAGAACCGGAUGGUGUGGCGGAGCGUUUGGUUACUGCGCUCAUGGAGUUGGACUUGUAG
Messenger RNA from Mycena indigotica, 2463 nucleotides. RefSeq lists its product as uncharacterized. Bases 1 to 2463 code for a protein of 820 amino acids. The record is from RefSeq and is a predicted model, not a curated record. The transcript has 9 exons. NCBI's taxonomy places the organism in Eukaryota, Fungi, Basidiomycota, Agaricomycetes, Agaricales, Mycenaceae. Gene Ontology annotation, biological process: SNARE complex disassembly; intra-Golgi vesicle-mediated transport; Golgi to plasma membrane protein transport. Gene Ontology annotation, molecular function: ATP hydrolysis activity; ATP binding. Gene Ontology annotation, cellular component: Golgi stack.